AUGGAUUACAAAAGCGAGCAAUUAGCAGAAAAGGAGAGCUUGUCACUUUUAUACGAAUGUACCAAUGAAUUUAUUUGCCUCAAUGAGAAUAAUUUCAAAAUACUGAUUGAAAAUAAAGCCAAAAAAAUAUCCUUCUACUUGCAAUUUGAAUACACGGAACGAUACCCAGAAGAGGCACCAAUAUGGAAGAUCGUUGAAGGUAAAAAUGUUACAAAUGCGUUAAUGGAAAAUGUCGAGCAGCGUAUUAUAGAGACUAUUGAAAACAACAUGGGUUACAGUAUGAUUUACAACAUAGUGGAAAAUAUAAGGUCUUAUCUAACCGAAGACAUUAAAGAAAAGUCUAUGUACGAUGAAAUGCUAGAAAGACAACCGAAGGAAAAUGACGAAAUAAAUGAUGAGGAUUCAGAUGACAAGGUGGAAGCAGAUGAUUAUGAAAAUGUUUUGGAGCUGAAGGAAUUGUGCGAGGAAAGGUACCGAGUGACAGAAGAAGAAUUCGACGCGUGGCGGAAGGAAUUUUACAAGGAUAUUUUCGCAGAAAUAAAAAAUAUGAACACAUCAGAUAAUCCCACAGGGAGGGAACUGUUCGAAAAGGGAAAAAUUAAUUUGAUCGAUGCUGAAUUUGAGGAAGGGGAAGCUAAGUGGUGCAACGAAGAAUUGUUUUGUGAUCUUUACUUGGACAUCUGA
Molecule: messenger RNA, 684 nt
Organism: Plasmodium gonderi
Lineage: Eukaryota; Apicomplexa; Aconoidasida; Haemosporida; Plasmodiidae
Exons: 5
Coding region: 1-684 (227 amino acids)
Biological process (GO): cytoplasmic translation
Molecular function (GO): protein binding
Source: RefSeq, a predicted model, not a curated record